AUGUCGCGAUUGACGGUUAUUGAGGAGAAUACGGCUAGUGGUUCGCACGUGCCGUCGUCCGUCCGUUGUAGCACACCUCCAAUUGAUAAAAAUAACGUUUCCGCUACUAAAGCAUUCGUUGAUGCUUUAGGUAUGUUAACGAGACCUAAACCUAACAACUAUUAUGUAUCUAAUUUUGAUCCGGCUGUUAAUAACUUUGGGGUGUGGUGCGACGAAGUGGAGCGGGCUAUACGGGCGAACCAUUGGGACGACCAUGAGUGCUUCUCUCGUGUGGCUAAUUGCCUGAGAGGUGACGCAAAAGCCUGGUUAAACGAGUGGGCUACUAACGAGCGUUCAUGGUCAAAUUUCGUUAAAGAGUUUAGGUCCUUGUGUCCGCAAAAGGUGAACGCGCAAAUUCUCCACGAAGUUAUUAACUCGACGUCAGAAAAGUUUCUGUCAUACGCGGAAUACGCGCGUCGUUCGUUGUUGCGUUUGCGCCUCGUAAAAGGAUUAAGCGAAGAACUUAUGGUCCAAAUUGUGAUUUUUGGUAUUAGUGAUGUACAAGUGCGCGCCGCAGCAACUAACGCCGACCUAACGACAGAAAAUCUGGUCUCGUUUUUAGCCACAGCCCCACGUCAACCCAUUACAUCAUGGGAAAAGUCGGAUGUUCCGUUUAACACCAUUCAUGUUGAUGCGUUGGGACCGUUGCCCGAGUCCAAUGGAUACAAGUUUGUGCUAAUAUUGGUUGACUCAUUUACUAAAUUUUGUUUACUAUAUCCUAUGUAUAGGCAGGACACAAAUGAAUUAAAACGAGUUUUCGAUAGUGCAAUUUCUUUAUUUGGUACGCCUAAGCUCAUAGUGUGCGACCGUGGUCGAAUGUUUGACGCGUCAGCCUUCACCAGUUGGGUGUCUGAAAUGGGCUGUGAUAUUCAUUACGUAACGCCCGAAAUGCAUCAUUCAAACGGGCAAGCCGAGCGUUAUGUAAGAACUGUUCUUAAUUUGCUUCGAAUAGAGAGUAACAAUAAAGCUUCAACUUGGUCUAAUGCUUUGGGUAAGGUUCAGUUAGUUUUGAAUGUAACUAAACAAAAAACCACACAAUAUUCUGCUUUGUAUUUGUUAAUCGGUACUCAUGCGGCCACUCCUGUCAUCCGUGCACUGGUCCGCGAUGUUGCCAUCGAUAACUCAAGCCCCAAUCGUGAAGCCUUGAGGGAACUCAGCAGAAGCUCAGCCAAGGCGUCGCUCGAUAGAAAUCGAGACAGACAAAAUGCUCGGGUAAAUCGUCGAAGACACCCGCCCAAGCGAUUCCAGGUCAACGAUCAAGUAUUUGUAAUCAAAUACACACAGUCAACUGGGAAACUUGAUCCCGGUAUGAGAGGACCUUACCGUGUUAUCAAGGUGUUACCUAGUGACCGCUACGAGCUGAGGUUACUAAGCGGAUCCAGGGGCAAGAGAACUCAGGCCGCGGCUCAGUAUAUGAUCCCUUGGAAAGGCGAAUGGUGUCCUGAGAGUUGUGCCGCAUUUUUCGAAAAUUGCGAUGACGAAUACCCCGAUGACGUUGGUGAGCCUUCAGCUGCGUGUACUGAUCCUUCUGCUUCCUCAAGAACACACGAACCACAUAUGAGUGAACAUGGCGAGCAAGAUGCCGCCGUGCCUUCCACCAGUUCUCCCGAAGAAGAGAUCAACAGUGCAUCCGAGGACGGUGCACGGUCAGGAGAGGCCGUAUAA
Pieris macdunnoughi is the source of this 1704-nucleotide messenger RNA. NCBI's taxonomy places the organism in Eukaryota, Metazoa, Arthropoda, Insecta, Lepidoptera, Pieridae. The record is from the annotation of a GenBank genome assembly.